Messenger RNA from Durio zibethinus, 1880 nucleotides. RefSeq names its product inactive rhomboid protein. The record is from RefSeq and is a predicted model, not a curated record. NCBI's taxonomy places the organism in Eukaryota, Viridiplantae, Streptophyta, Magnoliopsida, Malvales, Malvaceae.
CAAAAUUAUUUCCAAAUAUCAAAUUCCAAUUUCAUUCAUACAGUAAUUAACAAAAUCAAUCAAAUCCUUAUAAUCACAACGACUCCUCUUCUUCUCCGUGUGCAUGUGGCCAUGGAAGAAGCCGACUCGGCUGACGUAGCAUCUCCAUCUCGGGUCUGUCUUUCCUCAUUCUCUCCUUGCCCUCGCCGCCUUUCCACCUACUUCCCCCAGCCGAGACUGCCGGUUGUUUCUUCCUCUAGGCGGCUGGCCUGGGUGUCCCUCCAGGGGUGCCUUGUCAAUGCCGAGGAAGCCAGCUCGGCUCGUGCUAUAGGAGGCGGCUUGAGUCGAGAAGAGGCCUUGGCCUGGGAGCUCUUUAAUCCCAUUGAAAGGUUCUUGAUCGUAGCGGUGAUCGGAGUGGCAACCGUGGAGUCUAAGAAGAAUCGGCUGUUAUGCCAACUCAAAAAAUCCGUCGAGCUAAGGGAUCAGGUGCUUUCAAGCUUUCAGCAAAAGGUAGAGAAUCUCUGUGAACAGCUGAAUAACGCUGAGGAGAAACACGGGACAGGGCCCAAAACAAAAGUAGAAUCACCAUUGAAUGAAACUUUUGGCUCUGGAAUUGUAAAGUUUGUUGACUGUGGUUGUUGGAUUUGUGAUCAACACCGUGAACAACUUAAAGGUAAUUCUAUGAUGAAAACAUCUGGUGGGAAUGAGAUGCCCCAGUAUAACAUGGCAUUGCCUAAUGAGGCCGAACAAGAGGAGCGCCGCAUGUCUGAUUUAUCAGACUGGGCUUCAAGUGUCACAUCUGCAUCUGAAAUCCAGUUGAACAACCUUGCAAUAGAACAAGAUAUCUUCAACUUUAAGAGAGACUGUGAAGAAAAGGAUGCAGUAAUAAGGGAGCUAACUACUUUUGCCCAGUCGUCCAAUAUCGCUAGUUCAAAGAGGAUAUCGGAGUUGGAGGACAUUAUACGAAGGAAGAGCACAAUAAUCACAAGAUUGAAGAAGGACAUGCUGGUUCUAGAACAAAAGGUUGUCCACCUGACAAGGCUUCAGAGACCUUCCUCCUCUACCUCAAGUCCAAACUGUUGGCAAACUCCAGUCAUGACGGAUAACGUCCUUUAUGACAUGGAUAGUACUACUAGCCCUUCCUCUUCUGAUUCAGAUUGCUCACCAAAGAACUGUCCUCAAGCUCUAGUUCCUACAGAUGAGGAAGUUGAUAUAAAGAGAGAGCAGAAAUCAUCACCUGCAAAAGUUUCAAGCUCUUUUAUGAGACAAACUGAAUGGCAUUCAAAGUCUCGACCGGCUACUCCACUGAAAGAAAUAUCAACGAAUCACAAGCCUAAUACACCUUCUUCAAGGCCAAGGCAAGUAUCCGCGAUUGGAAAGUCAAAUAGGAUUUGGAGACAAGCUCAAAAUGCAUCCAAAGUUUCUACCACAAAGAAGAGAUGGACUUAGUUGCUGCACCAUUGCAUCUGUAGAGGGAUAUGUGCUGAUGUAUCCGCAAUUGAGAUUGAUGUGUAGAAGAUAUAUUAUACAGGCUAGUACAUAUCAAUAUGUUCAGAAAAGUUCUGCUUUAUAUAUUUGUGUUUAUUUCUGUUACCCUUAGUAAGUCUUCUGAAUUUCAGAAGGGUAGUAAUUUGAAUUCAGUAUGUCUUAAGAGUAUAUUUCAUGGAUGUUUUCCUGGUUAUUCUCAUACAAAAAUGCACUUAAGCAAUUAUACUAUUAUCAUGUUAGAUUUUAAGUAUUUUAGAACCAUAGCAUUCUGAACUUGGUGAGAGUUAUUUUGGAGAAAAUUAAAUGUCUGUAAAUGAACAUUUUAGGGUGAUUAAAAAUGUUUGCAUCCUUAAGGCAUCUUAUGCAAAAUUAAAUUAUUUCAUUGUAUUUCUCGCAGCAUCAACUUAAGUAGU